AGCGUCAUCCAAUCAGCUGGUUUUGAUCCCGCCCGCCUGCUGACUCCUUCCGCUUGUCCUCGCGCUAUUUUGCUCAGUGUUUGGUUAUUUUUCAUGUGAAUAUUAUUUAAUAAAACAGUGUUAAAGGCUCCCAAAGGGUCUAGUGAUUAAUGCAAGAAUUAAGAUUUUAUUUUAGCAUUUUUUAUCCUUCAUACUUUAUCCCAAUAAUGUCGCCAUUUUGACCAUCGUACAGUUGAGUAAAUAGUUUUGUUUGGUUUGGUCGACAAAUAAUUAAUAAUUUCUGCUUGUUGAAUAAUGUAAAUGGAUGUACGAUUGCAAGGAAUUUGGAGAAAAUGUCCCAGAAAAAUAGUACGCUAAAUUUCUUAAUACAUGACGCCAAUGUCUUAUGUUUUAGGUCAACCUCAAAUGGUGAAAGUUGUCAAAAACACUGGCAACCAACCCAUUAGCCACAUAAAAAUCAAGCCUAAUCCUGUUAAAGUUAUUAAACUACCUUCAUCUGGUGAAGGUAGCACUCAGACUCCAAUAAUCCAAACAUUAAAAUUGACUGGCCUUAGCUGCUCAUCAAAAUUGGUACAAGUACCUGUUGAGACAUUAGCUCGUCUUCAGCAAAUUACACCGAAACCAGAGCCAGUUGAACUUCAGGAAGAAGAGGUAGAAGACGUUGAAGUCAUAGUCAGUGAGUCGGGACCUGACGUGAUAGAAGCAGUUCCAGAACUAGUUCCAAUCAGUACAAUAGUAGAGUCACAGCCAGUAACAAGUACCAGUACUGCCCCUCCUAAGGUCAGCAACACGCCAACCAUGUCUCACCAUACAUCACGACGGAGACAUGACUCUGAUAAUGAAACUCCUCCUGAGUACACCACAAAAAGACGCAAACACGCAGAUAAAGUUGGCAAGGGUUUGAGACAUUUCUCCAUGAAAGUGUGUGAAAAAGUCAGAAACAAAGGUUUUACUUCUUACAAUGAAGUUGCUGAUGAGUUGGUGUUGGAAUUUGCGACUGGAAUGCAUGGAUCUGCAGACAGCCAACAAUAUGACCAAAAGAACAUUCGGCGGAGAGUGUAUGACGCACUAAACGUGUUAAUGGCGAUGAAUAUUAUCUCAAAGGAGAAAAAAGAAAUCAGAUGGCUUGGAUUACCUACUAACUCAGUACAAGAAUGCACAUCUUUAGAAAAAGAAAAACAGACUAGGCUUGAACAGAUACAAAAAAAGACACAGCAGUUACAUGAACUAAUAUUGCAGCACAUCUCAUUCAAGAGUUUAAUAGACAGGAAUAAGGAUGCAGAGAGCAGAGGUGUGAAACCAUCAUCUUCCUCAGCCAUUCAUCUUCCCUUCAUUGUGGUGAACACAAGUGACAAAGCUCUCAUAGACUGUAGUAUUUCUAAUGACAAGACAGAGUACAUGUUUAAUUUCAACAAGCGUUUCCAAAUUCAUGAUGACAUAGACAUUUUGAAACGAAUGGGUCUUUUAUUUGGAUUAGAUAAAGGAGAAUGUUCAGAAGAAGAAAUUGACAGAGCUAAAAGUAUGGUGCCUAAAUCACUGGAAUCAUAUGUGGAACAAAUGGGUAGAGGCACAACUUCUAAAAUUACUGACAUGUUAUUGUAUGAGGAAGAAGAUAUCAAUGAAGCAGCUGUUGAAGAGGAACAUUUAGAGGAAGAUCUUGGAGAAGGAGAGGCAGGUGCUGGUGAGCGGGAGGAAGACCACGAUGCAGAGGGCAACGACUAUAGCGACGACAGUAGUGACGUCGAUGUCUAGCGACCGCAAUUCGCGCAAUCAAGCGCGGCCUCUGUUUUAUUAUAGUAUAGAUGUUAAAGUUUCACAGCUAUGCUAAGCUUGAGUAAUAUGUCGAUAGGCUCAGCAUUAUUAUAAGUAAAGUUUAACAUGGCACCCUUGAUUGUUUUUGUCAAAUGAAUUAGCUACAAUGAGAUGUAGUACAAUAUCUUUGUUGAUGAAUGUUUAUACUAGAAUAGUCUUACCUGUAGUUAGCACAUUCACACAGCUAAAUAUCAAUUUUGAAGUACCUGCGAUGAUCAACACUGGUAUUAAAAGAAGUAUGAAUGUUCUAUCAUACAGUUCAUUGUUAUUAUUAAUUUCAUAUACUGAUAAAUUUAGUUUCUCUUAAGUAUAGGCCAUGAUCAGUGCAUUUUGAUAGAAAUAUGAAAUUCCCAACUAUUUUUAUAGUUUCCAAACUUGCUUGUUAAUUAUGUACCAACAAAUAUUUAAACCAUUAAGUUCAUCUUUUUCACUAAGAAUAUUAUGAUCUCGCAAAAUGCUCUUUGAAUAACUCCAUUUAAUAUGUUCAUUAUUGAUAGAUGGUUAAAUUUGAGAAUCAUUGUCAGUCAUAAGCUUUAUGUUGCAGGCACAACAAUCAGUGCAUAAUAAACACAAAAUUUGUAUUAUACAAUAAAAUGGGAAAUGCCAUGAUAUUUUUAUCUGAUGUC
Molecule: messenger RNA, 2438 nt
Organism: Hyposmocoma kahamanoa
Lineage: Eukaryota; Metazoa; Arthropoda; Insecta; Lepidoptera; Cosmopterigidae
Gene: Dp
Product: transcription factor Dp-1
Exons: 11
Coding region: 370-1752 (460 amino acids)
Biological process (GO): regulation of cell cycle; regulation of transcription by RNA polymerase II
Cellular component (GO): nucleus; transcription regulator complex
Molecular function (GO): RNA polymerase II transcription regulatory region sequence-specific DNA binding; DNA-binding transcription factor activity, RNA polymerase II-specific
Source: RefSeq, a predicted model, not a curated record